Pelobates cultripes (western spadefoot toad) is the source of this 22183-nucleotide messenger RNA. NCBI's taxonomy places the organism in Eukaryota, Metazoa, Chordata, Amphibia, Anura, Pelobatidae. The record is from the annotation of a GenBank genome assembly.
CACUUCUGCAACGAGGAAGUAAACGGCAAGCUCGCUAUAUAUAAACUCUAGUUCCCUUCCUGUCUCGACGGAUUGAUCAUUCUUUGUAAGAAGGAUCACAUCUGGAAGAGUAAGUACUUUGUUCAAGUUAAGUGGUUUCCCCCUCUUUGUAUUAGUGAAUCAUUAUAAAUUCCAUCUCUUGACUAAAAUGGGCAAACGUGGUAAUCAGUUUGAAUGGGGAGGUGAUUUUAUAUUAAAAGUAAAACUUAAUUUACAGCCAACAAUGAAAGGAUUUAUUUAUUAAAAAUUAAACUACAAAUGCUGGAUGGGAAAAGUGUAACUGUGAUCCUUUGGACAUAAUGUAAUGCAGAUUAUAAAAUCGGUUCUAAGGCAUUGUUUAGAGACUAUGGGGACGACCACCUAGGUGUAACGGGUGCCAUCCUGCUAUAACCCCACCUGUUACUUUAUAAAUAACCAGCAGUAAAUGGUUGUAUGUGUGCUCUUAUCCUGAGAUUUCAACAGUUGUUAUAAUCUCGGCUUUUCUUUCUUCCUGUACAAGCAGGCACUCGUGACUUGGCUGCGGUUGUAGGUCAAUACAGGAACACCAUAACAGACCGCUAUGCUUGUUGUUAGUCACGUUAUGGAGGAAGGGUUGCUUAUUUAAAUCAAAUUCCUGCAAAGAUCAUACAGGUUACUUGGGGAGGGGAAACCUGUACUUGUUUGUCCCCCCAUUUCCUGAUGAAUUAUAUGAAAAAGGGUGGUGUCUCAAAAAAUAAAAAUUAUUCGUAUUUAUAUAGUGCCAACUUAUUAUACAGCACUUUACAAUAUUAUGAAAGGGAAAAUUUAACAAUAAAUGAGACAUUUACAAAAUGAUUCAGAAACAAUGGGUAGAUGAGGAUCCUGCUCAUAUGUGCUUACACAUCUCACUAGCAAAUUAACAUUUGACUAUGGGUUGUGGUGUUUUAACUCCCUCUUCCCUUUUUUUAUUGCCUGCCUGGGUGUCCUUCUGCUAUCCAGUAUGAUUUCGUACUCUGGACGUCUGUCAGUUGGAGCCAAAACUAGAAAUCUGUGCUUAUAAGUUUGCACAGCCAUUUAAAGGGAACCUAUAGUCCAAAAAACAACGGCUGUUUUAGAGAGAUAUACUUCCUUUUGCUCCCCUUAAACCUAUUAUUAUUAUUAUUAUUAUUAUUAUUAUUAAUUUUUUUUUUUGUUCAGUUGGGAGGGGGGAGGAACUUGUCUGGUGAUGUUAGCAUCCAAGUUAAAAGACCACUAUAGGCACCCAGACCAGACACUUAAUGAAGUGGUCUGGGUGCCAGGUCCAUCUAGGUUUAACCCUGCCUGCUGUAAACAUGGCAGUUUCAGAGAAACAUUUGGGUUAAAUCAGCCUCUAGUGGCUGUCUCAUUAACAGCAGCUAGAGGCACUUCUCACUAUGAUUUUUCACAGUGAGAAGACGCCAGCGUCCAUAGGAAGGCAUUAAGAAUGCUUUCCUAUGGACUGACUGCGCGCCCGGCUCUUGCUGCACAUGCGCAUUCAGCUGAUGACGUCUGGAGGAGAGUCUCCGGUGCUGGAGAAUGGUAAGAUUUUAACCCCUUCAGCCUGGCGGUGGGGGGACCUAUUAACACUACAGUGCCAGGAAAACAAGUUUGGUUUCCUGGCACUAUAGUGGUCCUUUAACAUCACCUGUAAUAUAUUGUAUUAAGCUAGGGUAUGUCUAAGAGUUAAGAAAUGGGUGGUAACUGCCCUUUUAAGAUGCUUGUACUUCUCAAACAUUCCACUAUAACUUCAAUUCUAAAUGCCACGUUGGCUGUGAAUUAUUUAUUUAUUUAUUUAUUUUUUGGGGGGGGUGGGGGAAAACAAGGAUUUCCCCUUAAGUGCCCCAAUAAUGUCUACACAUCAAGUGCAAUUGCAUGUGUCAUUGGACACUCCCCUACUGGCUAUGCUUUCACCCUUGAUAUCAGACCUGCCAAAGUUGUUGGGUCUGGACUGUUUCUUCUGUGAUCUAGUUAUAUUACAUUUAUGGCUAUUGACAGAUGUAGCAAAAAGUUUGUCUCCUUAACAAAACUGACACCUACAUAUACUUGUAGAGUAAAAGCGUUCAUUUUUAUCUUAUAAAAGGUUCACACUAUGGCGUUCCUUUCAUUUCCACUUUCUAUGAUUUUCAUCAUUCUAACUCUACAUUAUGGCUCCUCAUCUGAUCCAAUUUAUUUAAGGUAAGCUAAAACUAUUAAUAAAUGUGUCACCUCAUGUAAUAUUUUUAGCAGUGUUUAAUAUUUUUCAAACUGUCACUAAUCCAAAAUAGUCUUACUCUGUUACAAGGAUAGAGGCUAUUGGUUUCUAACUCGAUAUUUAAUCUGCCCUAGUGUUUCAUGCUUAUAUGUUGCUCUGCUAGCCAAGCAAUUUAUCCUCUGUUAGGGAGUUACAAAUUGGCAAACAUGAAUAUGGAGUCUGGAAUCUUGCCCUUGAUAAACAAGAAUCUGCUUCCCUGACCAGUUUCUAGUGACAUAGAAACAGUGGCCUAAUCGAGGUGCACCUUCUCAUUAAAGGUACACUCAUGGCUACAUAACCUCUACAGCUUGCUCCAAGAAUAACAUUGCUUAGAGUGCCCUGGUGCUGUUCCAUGGAUCUCAAAAUUAAGUAACUAGGAUAGGGGUAGGCAACCUUCGGCACUCCAGAUUCUGUGGUCUACAUCUCCCACAAUGCUCUUACAGCCAUCAUGCUGGCAAAGCAUCAUGGGAGGUAUAGUCCAAAACAUCUGCAGUGCCAAAUGUUGCCUAUCCCUGAACUAGGACAUGUCCCAGGUGCUACUCCCUUGGCCACCAAUAUUAUGGUGUCUAUAGCACGGGUGUCAAACACAAGGCCCGCGGGCCGAAUCCGGCCCGCCAGACCUCGUCAUGUGGCCCGUGUAGCUGCCGCCGGCUGCCAGCCCAGUGGCGGAUCCGGGGGGGGCAACGGGGCAAUUGCCCCCCCCACCCCUCCCCCCAAGAAUACCGACGGUCUCCCUCUCCUGCCAGCCCAGCAAUGCGCCUGCGGACCGGAGGGGAGAUCACAGAUCUCCCUCCCCGGUCCGCAGGCACAGUGCUGACAGCCGUCGGGGGAGGGAGGGAUAGAGGACCCAGAGCUCAGGCUGCAGCUCCUCCGGGUCCUCCUCUCGCGGGAGUUGGAGCGUUGCUGCGGUUACCACGGCAACGCUCCAAAUCUCGUGAGAGUGAACUGUAGCCCUGGAGCGUGGGCUAGAGUUCACUCUCCCCACUGGGACCACCAAUGAAUCCCCCCCACCGGACCACCAGGGAAAUGUACCCCCUCCCCCCAGUAAAGGUAAGAAGGGAGGGGGGGACAUAAAUAUAUAUUUUAAUUAAAAUUUUAUUUAUAUAUAUGUAUGUGUGACACAAGGGGGGGGUUGGCUGCACUCACCUGAACAUGCAUAAAUGGGGGUGCUGCUGGGGGCCAAAUAAUACAAAACACAAGAUCACAGGUGCCUCAUCCCAGGGCCUUAUUUAGCCUUGUACUGCAGAGAGCCCCAGAUGGAAUCUUUUCCUCAAGUAAGUGGUUAAUCUCAUAAGAGCAGACAUUAGGCUGUUAGUGUAGGACCUGCCAAAGAUGGGGUACAUUGACGUUGUGGCAGGCUUAUGCAAUGUAUGAUCAUAUAAUGUAACUAAACCCCCAUUAUUUUUGCCUAGAUUAGGUGGUUUUAAAAAAAAAACUAAUAAAAUCUUUCAACAUUGAAGUUGCUGUUUAGUGGAUAGGUGAGUGCGCUGGAUCUUGUUUUUGUUUUUUUUUUGUUUUUUUUUUUGUUUUUUUUUAAUUUAUUUUUUUAUUAUAUAUUAAAAGCCCCCCUACCCUUAUAUCACACACACUCUACACCCUCACUGCCCCCCAUACACAUUCACUGCCCCAUACACAAAAAACAGUAAUAAUUGAAUGCAGUGACAAUAAUUUAUGAUAAUAAAGAGUGGACACAUAGUCCUACAGAUACAACCGGCCCUUUGAGGGUGACCAAACUGCUGAUGCGGCCCCCGAUGAAUUUGAGUUUGACACCCCUGGUCUAUAGUGUCACACUUUUUUAUAUUUUUUUUAUUUUUUAUUUAUUGUUGGGAAAGUCAUAAUCAAAGUGUCAUUUGAAACGUAUGCAGAUAAACUAGUAGAACCUUUAAUACAAAAUAUAAAUGUAAAAUGGCAUGACUGGCAGAAUUGGUAAAUGUGUAACUGAACAAUGACCUGUUAUGAAAGCUGAAACUAAAUAGGAAGUUGAAGAUUAGGGAAGUUACAAUUAGAAUACUUUAUCAUUUAUUUCUGCUUUCUCUUCCCCUUUUUUUUUUUUAUUUUUUUUUUUUUUGUUCUAUGCAAUUUAGGGGGAUUUUAUUGGGAAAUUGGUUUAAAUAAGGAUAUAAUGUGACAUUGCGAUGUAUUUUGUACUGCAGAAAAACUCAUGAAUGGAAGAAGCUUAUUCUGACUCAUCACUGGCCUGUGACUGUUUGUAAGGUAUGCUAUUAACAAUUUAGUUGUACACCCCACCCUACCUCCUCAAUGUCUGUCUAAUUUAAUAAUGAGAUGUUGGCAAAAGAUCAAAUUUCCUAAAAUACAUCUCAUUGUGUAAGAUUCUCUAAAUCCUGAAAUAUUGUAUAAACACUACCAUUAAUUUUUUUUUCUUAAUAUGGUGGCAGUACUACUGGGUUUUGCUCCUCCCUGUGGACAAGACAUCUAACAAGUAAUCUAAAAAUCCUCACCCUUGCCCCAUAAAAUGCCAUACUGCAAAACCUACCCCAGUUUCCUUUCUUGUCCCGAGAGGGAAGGACAGGAAGGAAGUGGAGGUUAGUGUGUGUUGUGGUGUGUGUGUGUUUUUUUGUUUUUUUUUUUUUGUUUUUUUUUAUAUUCUGGAGUAUAAAUAGAGCUGUGCAGGUACCCACUGACUACAUGGAUGCAGGUCAGAAGAGGUACGCCGUGUCACCUUCCCCCCACACGGCUCAGAGGUAUUUUGAGGUAAGAUUAAAGAAAUCUUUACUUUAAAAUAUGCUCUGGAAAAUUUUAUAGGAAAUAUCAAACAAUCUAAGCCUCCAUUUAUAUUUUCUCUAGAUAUGUCUAGCCCAGUUUAUCCUGAUAUGGAUAAGGGGUGUGGGGGGGUGGAAACUUGCAACCUCCAUGCCUAGAAAGGCUACGGUAAAAUCAAAACCUCUAGUUUGCAGUGAAUGUGCAACUCCUCUUCCAGAUGGAUCAAGAAAGGUGUGCAGUAAGUGUACUGCAAAUUCUUUGGAAAGAGAUAAGCAAAAAGAUAUGCAAUCUUUCCUAACCUGGUUCCAAGAAAAUCUGGCCCAGACCUUGGAGACUAUUAGUCUAAAAAGGUGGAAUACCCUAUACAGCAAGGACAUCUAAGAAUCAAGAAAAGAACAUCUACAUGGGUCAGGAUCCUCAAGUGAACCAGUGGGGUUUCCUUCGGAUGAAAUCCGUAAAUUUAUAAAGGAAGUUAAACUGACAAUCCUACCGGAAGGCCCUGACAAUCCUAAAAAGGUUUUUCUGUUCAACAAAACCUGGUAGAUCUAAUAUUCAGGGAAUGGAGAAACGUGCCUUUUUAUAUCCAGACACUUUAAGGAUAUCUUCAGACUGGCUGGCGAAGUUAUCUGGGAAGAUCUCCCGACAGUAGAUGUUCAAGUGGUGCAGAUUGAUAAAGACCAUUAUCCCUAUAGGGGAAACUUCAGCUUUAAAGAAUCCAAUGGAUAAGAGCCAAAACCUCUUUUAGGCGAGCUUACCAGACAGCCGGUUUUCAAUGCAGGGCUUUACUGGCAGGAGUAGCAGUUGCCAGAGCAAAUGGCAUUUGGUUCAACACGGUCCAAGAUAUUUUCUUCUGACAAAGAUAAAGAGCUUAGUCACAUGUUUCAGAACAUGCACUUGUCUAACGAAUAUCUGUUGGAUAUGUCGGUAGAAGUUCUUAAGUGGGCAUCCAGAAUUAUGGGAUUGUCUUCGGUAGCAAGAUGAGCCUUAUGGUUAAGGUCAUGGACGGCGGAUUCUGCUUACAAAUCGGUCCUUUUGUGUGCUUCCACUAGAAAAAAUAAAAUUUUUAUUUGGGGCUCCUUUAGAAGAAAUUAAGCAAAUGUCAAACCAAAAAGGCGCUUUGCCAAGAUAAGUUCUCCUGGAGACCAGGUUACAGGAAUUACCAGUAUAAAUACAGGAGAUCAUAUCAACAGAACACAUUUCUUUCAAAGAAGGGAUAAAAAUCGGAGAUUUGAACAGAGGUGAUAAAAGACCCUUCAGAGAUAAAGAUAGACGUUUCUGACGCCAGAAGUGUGGGAGGAAGACUCAAAUUAUUUUUUAUUUUUUUUAAUAUGGGGGAAAAAAAAACACAAGAAAUCCUUAGGUUCUAAGUCUUAUCCAGCAGGGACACAAGAUUAUGUUUACGGAGAAACCAAGAGCAAAAUUUCUGGUAUCAACUUGCCAGUCUUCAAAAAGAUCACAAGCCCUAUUUUCUCAGAUCAUGCUUCUUUUACAAAAAAGGGUGAUAGAGUACCAGUAAAACAAAGAUUUCGGGGAGUUUAUUCAAGAUUAUUGCUGGUUUCAAAACCAGACCACUCUUUUCAUCCCAUUCUGAAUUUAAAGAACAUCAACCAGUUUAUCCCUUAUCAAAGAUUUUGUAUGGAAUCAAUCGCUUCUAUUUGUCCUCUGUUACAAAGAGGCAAUUUUAUGGUAAAAAUAGACUUGAAGGAUGCUUAUCUGCAUGUUCGGAUUGCUACCGCUUCAAGAAAAUGUCUAAGACUUGCAAUAAAAAGAGGAAGAUCCACCAUUCAUUUCCAAUUCUGGGCUCUGCCGUUUGGUCUGUCAUCCGCUCCAAGGAUAUUUACAAAGAUCUUGACUCCUCUGACAGCUCAUUUGAGGGAAUUCGGAAUAUCGAUUAUCCCAUAUUUGGACGACUGGCUUCUCAUGGCACAUACAGAAGAACAGCUGUUCAGGGACCUGCGGGUCACUAUCAGAUUUCUUAAAAACCACGGCUGGAUCUUAAAACUAAAGUCUCUUCUCAUUCCAAGAAGAGUUUCUCAAAAUCCAUUCGGUCUUCAUGUCACUUCAUCUUCCCAAACGAAAAAGGAGGAAAAUCCGAAAGGCGACUUCAAUCUCCAAAGGAUGGAAAGUUGUUCCUUCAGACAGGCCAUGGGUGUAUUGGGCCUUCUAACUGCUGCUUUUCCAGCAGUCAAAUGGGCAAGAUCAGAGGUCAGACCUCUUCAAUGGAACAUCCUGACAAACUGGUCAAAAAAGUUAGAUUUAGACAAAUUUCUUAUCCCCCUCAGGUAAAGACCCGGCUUACUUGGUGGAAAACCUCAGAGUGCCUUUCGGGAGGGUUGUCUUUUCGUCCAAAAGACUGGAUAAUAGUCACUAGACGCUUCAAGGACCAGUUGGGAAGCUCAUUUAGGCUCAACCAUGUUCCAAGGAAGAUGGUCAGUCAGGGAGGCGAAAGAAUCCGCAAAUUUCAGGGAAUUACUAGCAGUUCUUUACGCUCUGCAUCACCUCAGGCCUUGGUUACAACAAAGAGCGGUGAAGAUUCAAUCAGUCGUACAGUAGUCUCAUAUCAAUUCCCAAGGAGGAACCAAAGUAAAGAAGUUUUAGUCUUUGUGCAGAAAUUAUGGAGUGGUCACAAAGAAAUCUGGCUGACAUUUUGGCAGUCCAACGAUCUUCCCAACGAUAAGCAGAGGGAAGUGGGAUCAAAAAGAAUGGUCUUUGAAACCGGAAAUCUUCCGAAUCCUGACAAAGACUUGGAGUUCCAGAAGUAGACUUGAUGACAAGAGCUUCAAACGCAAAGGUUUACAACUUCGCCUCCCUACUCAGAACAGAUCAACCCAAAUGGAUAUACGCUCUAACAAUAGAGUGGAACUUCCGUCUGGCUUACGUGUUUCCACCUCUGCCUUUAAUUCCAAAGGUCCUUCUCAAGAUACGAACAGACAGAGCGAGAGUAUUGGCAAUAAUCCCAUAUUGGCCAAACAAUCUGGUUUUUGCCUGUAAAAAGAUGGCCAUCGCUCAUUGGGUACUUCCCAUAUCAAACUUCCUCACUGUGAACAGGGACCUACCCUUGAAAGUUCUAGAAAUAUUCAUGUUGACGUCUCGGCUACUACAAGGCUAAUCCUUCGUAACCAAGGUUUACAAGAAGACAGAAUAGCGGUCUUACUUCACGCUACUAGGAAGUCUACGUCUGUCAGGUUAUACCUGCCGGUUUCGCUGAAUUAAGCCACUUCCGGGUUGAUGGAGCUCUGCCCCGCCCCCUUCUCUGACGCGGUCUCCUCAUGCUACAUAGGAAGACCGCGCCAGAUUCAAAUUGCUGGAUUAUUGAACGAGUACCUGUGAACCUCUCACCGGCUACCAAUUUACAUUCUAAGCUUUAUCGUGUACCGUACCUGGACUGAAAACGACUACCUGCCUUCUCCACUCCUCGACCUUGGAUUGUUUAACGGACUUCUGCUCCUACCCCUAAAGGACUGCUUAAUUUGGAUUCACCAUUCCUCUGGAACUCCUACUACUUUAUUUUCUUCAACCAAUUGCCUCUCAGUUUGGCUGCAAAUAUAAUCUGCCUCAUUUUUACACUCUUGAAGCUAAUCCUGCUGCAUCUAAUUCAACUCUAAUUCUGCAAGCUAACUCUGCACUAUCCUUAAUUAGGUCUGCUUGGCUUUAUGCAAAACUUCAGUGGCUUGUUUCUUCUGCAACUAACAACCUGCUAAAAGGGUUUAAAGCUACAGUAACCACUUUUGCAAGUGAAUAAAAAAAAAUACAAAAAUAAAUUGCAGUAUUUAAAAGUUGCGUUCCAGUCAUUUAGCAUUACAACAUCUAAGAUACUUCAGGAUUUGGUCGAAGUUUCUCCAAUGGUGUAAAGAACACCAGUGCCUGGUUUUCAUCCAUCCAUAGAUAACGUUUGUUUGUGGUGGGGUUUUUUUUUUUAUUUUUUUUUUUUUUCUUCUAAUUAAGGAUUUGGCCUCCAAUGUGUUCAUCAGAUUUUUUUUUUAUUUAUUUUUUUUGGUCCAUCAGCCUCAAAUGACCGCCUAGAUGACUGGUGUUUCCAAUUUGGGAUUUAGCCCUGGUCCUACAAGCUUUUGGUGUUCUUCCCUUUGAACCUAUGGAAGAAGUUCCAUUAAAAAUUGUCUCAAAGUUUCAUUUCUGGUAGCCAUCACAUUGGCUAAAAGAGUGGGAGAACUUCAUGCUCUGUCCUCCUCGGAUGAAUUCACAAUUUUCCACAAAGAUAAGGUUGUUCUUUAUCUAAGACUCUUUUCUACCUAAAGUUUUAUCUUGAAAGAAUAUUAAUCAGCCGAUUGUUUUACCUUCGUUUUGUAGCGAAGCCUCAUCCCCUCAAGAGCUCAAGUGGCAGAAAUUGGAUGUCAGAAGAGCUUUACUUGUAUACCUAGCCAGAACAAAAGAAUUCAGAAUUUCAAAUCAUCUGUUCAUUUUCAGGGUCACCUCAAGGGCAAUGUGGCUUCCUGCGGCACCUUAUCCCAUUGGCUCAUUCAAGCUAUAGAAUUGGCAUACUCUACAGCAGGUCUUCAGUCUCCAGCUACACUUAAGGCCCAUUCCACCCAAGCAAUGGCUACCUCCAUGGGCAGAAAAAGUACUUGCAUAUCCAGAGGUCAUCUGCAAGGCAGCAUGCUGGUAGUCUUUUCACUUUUAUCAAGCACUAUCGGCUAGACAUAUUCUCUGCCUCUGAAGCAGCUUUUGGUGUAAGGUGUUACAAGCUGUGGUGGCCUAAGUCCCGCCCAGAUGGGGAUCUUGCUAUAUCCCAGUAGUACUGCCACCAUAUGACAAAUUUUUACUUACUGUAAAUUAUUUUCUUAAUAUGGUGGCAGUAUGGCUUCCCUCACUCUUAUUACAGCAUUUUUGCAGUAUAUUUUUGUUUCCUUUUCUUGUCACGUACUGGGGUAGGUUUUGCAGUACGGCCCUUUAUAGGGCAAGGAUCUUUUUAGAUCAUUAAUUACUUGUUAGAUGCAUAGGCGUGCGCAGCCUAUUGCAUUAGGGUGUGCACCCUAAAGCACAAGCACACGCGCAUAUGUGUGUGUGUGUAUAUAUGUGUGUGUGUGUGUGUAUAUAUGUGUAUGUAUACACACUGUGAUGUGUGUGUGACGAUGCUGGUAGUGUGCUAUGUUGGUGAGGGUGUUUGUGUGUGCGCUUGUGAGGGUGCUGUAUGUGUGUGAGGGUGCUGUUUGUGUGCUGUAUGUGUGUGAUGGUGCUGUGUUUGUGUGCUGUAUAUGUGUGGGUGGGUGGGUGAUUGUGGGGGUACAUUAUUUGCUAUCCUUCCCUCCCUUCUUACCUUUUGUAGGGAGGGGGGAUCGUGCUGCUGCUUCCUUCCCUGGUGGUCCAGUGGAGGAGGGGAUCCUUGCUGCUGUGAUCCCUGGUGGUCCAGUGUAGCGUGAACUCUAGCCCCCUGUGGGGCUAGAGUUCACUCUCGCGAGAUUUGAGCGUUGCCGCGGCAACGCUCAUAUCUCACGAGAGGAACGCGGCGGAGCUGCCGGCAAUAGCUCCGCCGGUCCUCUCCUGCCUCCCUCCCUGCAUGUGGGUCAGUGGGGAGGGAGGCUGAGAGCAGAGCCGGUUUUCUAUCAGAAAGACAUACCUCGUGAAAAAGACAUACCCAUGAGCCGACAGAGGAGAUCCUGAGAUCUCCCCUGCCGGUCUCAAUAUACAUAGGCGUGCCGCGGGAUUAGGGUGUGCCCAGGCACACCCCGUGCGCACGCCUAUGGUUAGAUGUCUUGUCCACAGGGAGGAGCAAAACCCAGUAGUACUGCCACCAUAUUAAGAAAAAAAUUACGGUAAGUAAAUUUUUAAUUCCCUACCGUGUCUGAUUUGGGGGGAACAAACUCUGCUAUAAACAGUUUGGAUAUUUUUAGUCUAAAUUUUUUUUUUUUUUUUAAAUUUUUUUUUUGUUUAGAAUAUUUGGACUGUUGAAAAUCCCUGUUUUUUGAUUUAAAUAAACUCUUAAGCACCAUACUUACUACAGCACCCUGUAGUGGUUAGUGUCAGCAGUCCAAAUAUUACAAACCGUCCAGUUUGACACUUUAUUGGUUGCCUACAAUCCCUCUGAUCUGAUGUUGUACAAAUGUAAGCUUCUAUUUUAACUCGUCAGAUUUAGAAGAGAUAGCUGACUGCUCUAGUUUGAGAAGUUUGCCUUCACAAGCUGUAGCGGUUAUAGUGCCAAGAGACCCAAGGUGCUGUCAAAUGUUAAUCUGUGAAACCAUUCAGGUUGACACUUGCCUUACUGUUGAAUACCAGUAAUCCUUCUGGCCUAAAUUCACACUAGAGCCAUCAGCUGACCCCCCACCCCCCUCCCUCUCAUCCAAUAAAUACCGUCUCGUAUUAAAGCAACUGACACUUGUGAGAUCUUCAUAAGGAUAGAAUUCUGAAAUUUAUGAAAAGCUUUGACCUGAGAAAUUAUUCGAAAUUCCAAUACAGUAAACAGACAUGCAUGUUACAUCACAUGUAGCUGCUGAUCUUUGGCAAAAGGCAGUCUUCAUUAGUAUUUCUAUCACAUGUUCCAUCUUUAAUAGAUACUCUGUAUUCUCAAGCAUGUACCUGCUGAACAGUGUUGCCAAAAAGGUAGAUCCUCCACUACUGUGCAACUCCCAUAAUGCUUUGCCAGCUGUGGAUUUACAAUGUGUCCACCAUUGUUAUAUUUGUGUGAAUAAUUGUUUUCCUAUGGAGUCUUUUGAAGUGGUGUGUGGGGGUUUUUUUUUUUGUUUUUUUUUUAAUACUGAUGUUUGUGGGUAGUAAUGUUUUGAAUACAAGGGUUUGCGUGCAGGAUCAUACACUGCCACAUAAAUGAACUGAUGCGCCCUCACAUACUCGCAAACACGCACGUGCACUCUCUCAAAUAUUGACACACCUGUACAGAUGCAUACACUGACACUCACACUUCCUCAGUCCUGUUAACUCUCCUGGUGUGUGUGUGUGUGUGUGUGUGCGCGCUUGAAAUGCCUACCCUGGGGGGCUUGCAAGUGUUGGCCAGUUGCCACAUAACUAACCCUUGCACUGCCAAGCAUUAACUGUUUGACUGCAAGCAGGCAAAUAGUACUCUGCAAAUUAUUGUUCAUUUGCUUUCAUGCACGUGAAUGUUCAUAUGAAUGUUGAUCAUGCUUGUUGCAUUCAGUCUUGAACUAUAUUAAAACUAGUGCUUUGUGAAUCAUCCAAAUUCUAUACUUUGUGUAGGCUUCGGAUAUGAAAGCACGUUCUGACGAAACUCUAUCAUUUUCUGGUGUUCAGUGAUUUAAUCCUUAUGGACUGUCAUACCACUGAUGUGAUCAUGGUGCCUGGAGUGACCAUUUAAUGUGUGCCUUUAAGGUUUUGCUUCCAGUGUUCAAUCUGCUACUAAAUACAUUACUUCUUGUAUUGUAGAUGGAUCAAGUGCAAUGUGACAAUCUUCCAGACUACUGGACUCUGCAUGGAUUAUGGUACUAUUUAUCUAGGGCAUACCUGAGAAAUACUCCUGCUUGCUUAGCUUCCAAUCUGUGAAUGUCUGUGGUGGAGCAUAAUUGCCUAAUUGGUCGUUGCAUUGCCAAAAGACGACUUUCAGACUUGUGUGUCUGAAACUUUGAACGUGACUGCAGAUAAAAGCCAUUCAGCCCAUCUAGUCUGCCCAAUUUUUUUUAUUUUAUUUUUUUACUUUCUUUAGCUUCUUUUAUCUAGGAUAGUCUUAUGCAUGCUUAAACUCCACUGUUAACCUCUGCCACUUCAGCAGGAAGGCUAUUCCAUGCAUCCACUACUCUCUGUAAAGUAAUACUUCCUGAGUUUAUUUUUAAAACUGUCCUUGUUGCGGUGGUUUUGCUUUUAAAUAUUAUCCUUCUCUUUAUGUAUUUAAAUAUUUCUCAUAUCCCCUCUCUCCUUUUUCCUUCAAGCUAUACAUGUUCAAAUCCUUUAACUUUUCCUCGUAAGUUUUUACCCUGCAAAUUCCAUGAACCAGUUUUGUAGCACUUCUCCGAACUCUCUCCAAAGUAUCAAUAUCCCUCUGGAGAUAUGGUCUCCAGUACUGCGUACAAUACUCCAGUGAGGUCACCAGUGCUCUAUACAAGGGCAUGAGCACUUCCCUUUUUCUACUGUGAAUUCCUCUCCCUAUGCAACCAAGCAUUCUGCUAGCAUUUCCUGCUGCCCUAUUACAUUGUCUGCCUACCUGUAAGUCAUCAGAAAUAAUCACCCCUAAAUCCCUUUCCUCAUAUGUUGAGGUUAGGACUCUAUCAAAUAUUCUGUACUCUGCCCUUGGGCUCUUGCGUCAGAGGCAUUAUCUUGCACUUAUAUACUUUUAAUGUCAGUUGCCACAACUCUGACCAUUUUUCUAGUUUACUUAAAUCCUUUGCUAUUUGGCUUAUCAACCCUGUUGCAUAUCUUUGUAUUGGGGAUCGACCGAUUAUCGGUUUUACCGAUAUUCGGUAUCUUUGGCAAUAUCGGUAUCGGCCGAUUCAGAUACCGAUAUUGCCGAUAAUACCUGCUAGGACCGCCAGGCUCAUUACAAACCCGGCGGUCCUGGGGGGGCGGGCAGCAAGUGCUUACUCACCUCCCAGCAGCUCCCCAGUGUAACUCUCGCGAGACCUGCGCGGCAUGCUGGCCACGAGACUUACACUGGGGAGCUGGAGGAGCUGCUGGGAGGUGAGUAAACGCUUGCUGCACGCCCCCCCCACAGCUCAGCCAGUGCCACUGGAUCACCAGAGAAUGCUAUAUUCCCCCCUCCCUGGCCAGGCAACAAGCAGGGAGGGGGAACAACAAAAUAAAUAAUUAAAUAUAAAAAAUAAUAAUUUUAAUAAAUGCCACUCACACACUCAAUUGUAUACACUACACAAACACUGUAUAUAAUGCAGUGUUUGUAUAGUGUGUAGUGUUUAUAUAUAAUGCACACUGCAAUAUAUAUUAUACACACACUCUGGGGUGUGGAGUUUGAGAUACUUUCAAUACACUAGGAAACUUCCUUUUCAGCUCCAGGAUGGCAGUCAGAUCUCGGUUUGGGUCAAGAACCUGUUGACCCACAUACAAAAGAAUUAUAGCUCUAAAGGUGUGGGUUUUUUUUUUUUUCUUCAAUAAUUCAUACAGUUGCUGGUUUUUAAACCUCUGCACAGACUGAAUGGUGUGACUGGGACCUUUACAUAGCAAAGAAUUUAUAGAGCAAGAGAUCUGACUGUCCUUUGUCAUUAGAAACGAGCAUGGCUGAAAAGACUGCCUCUUAAAGGGACACUGUACCCAGACCACUUUAGCUCGCUGAAAUGGUCUUGGUACACUAGUAUCCCUAAUGCACUUAGUGCUGCAAUGUAAAACAUUACAGUUCCAGAGGAACUGCAAUGAUUACAUUGCAUCAUGAAGUCUGGCUCCAGUGGCUGUCUACUAGACAUUCACUGGAGGCCCUUCCUGGAUGUCAACAAACUCAGUUCAACGGUGGCUGGAUGUCCUUGUGCUUUGCAUGAGGACAUCCAGCAUAAGCAAUUUCAUAUGGGAGACCUAACAUGCAUUCUGCAUGCACACUAGUGCCUUCUUUUUGACUGACAUCAGAAGAGGCAGAGCCUCAUGCUUCAUGUGUGGGCCUCCUUCGCCGCCAGAUAUUUACCAUAUCUAGUAUUUGACUUGCAUCUCUUUCUUAUCUUUAGGCCAGACAAGUCGCAAAUGUGCAAUAAAUCCUGGCCCUUUGAUUAUUCUGAAAUAAAGGUAUGUGUGCAUUAUAUUCAGAACAUCAAUAUUUAUUCCUUUGCUAUUUAAUACAUUAGUUGGAUAAGCUUUUGUCUGUUUGCAGACAUUCAGACUGGGGAAAAAAAUCAUUUUUUGCUGUAGAAAAGGGAGAAACAAAUGGGGUGUUUUUAUGGUUUUGUUUAAAACCUGAAGGGACAGUAAUUUCUCAUCUUUGCCUAAAUUAAAAGUUGUGGGUGAGGGGAGAUAGUGAGAGAAUGGGUACAAAUAGGCGUUAAAAGGGCUUCAGCAGCAAAAUAGCUUGCCAUUUGUUUUUAUUUAUAUUUUGUUUUUAAAUGCAGGACAUCAUGACAGAGAUGAACAAGUGGUGGCCUGAUGUUCUUCAUCCCAACAGAACACAACUCUGGUAAACUGACUCUCAUCCAUACAACCUAGUGCAACAGUACCCAUACAUGGGUAACAACUCUAUAUAUAUUGUUUUUGGCAUGAGGGCAAAAUAUCCAAACCACAUUGGUAGUCCCAGCUGGUAAACCUAUUAAUAAACUAAAAUAAUGUAAAGUAAAGACACUCCAAAACAAAGUUCACAAAAAUGAAAGUCCUAAUAACACCCCACUAUUAUUGGCAAAGAAACAUAAGAGAAGGCUUUAUUCACUCUGUUCUACAGGGUUAGGGACUAAUAUGCAUAUAUCUAUGGAGUGUAAGAUAAUCUGAAGGACAUAUUUGGAAAAGUAGACUAACCACAGUAUAGAACAAGUAAGGCUGGAGUAACAUAUUCUCUCAUAUGUAUGUAUUACUGCUAUGGCACUGAGAAAUAUUGCCUCACAGCUGUUAAAAUGAAACAUACCUCGCUUAACACCUAAAACAAAGACCUCAUUAAUACUGUCAUACCUGCCAGGUUUCAAUAUCGUUAAAUAGGCUUAGAGGACUAUGUAACUAGAAAAUACCUUGGCUCAAGACAGUCGCCCUUAGUCUACAACUCCCGAUUUUGACUAAUCACAGUUCUCUACCUAGAUAGGAUACAAGAAAGGAUGUUUUAACCUUAUCGUUAAGUCAUGGUGGUGAUGUGUAAUGAGAAUAAGAAAAAUAAAACUUUUUUUUGUGCCAAGGCUCACCUUUGCCAGAGGCCAAAUGUGUUUAAAAUUUCCAUGAUAUUUAAAGUAACACUAGUGGUUUUGUGUGGGGUUUUUAUCCCUCUCUCCCUCUCUCCCUCUCUCCCUCUCUCCCUCUCUCCCUCUCUUACACCGAAAAUUGGUCAAAUCUGCUGCAAAUUACACAUGCUGUCUUGGUGCAUGUGGAGGCUGAUGUUAAGAGUGACCCAAUCUGUGGCUACUUUCAGCAGAAUCAAAACAAGACAUGUCUUCUACCUGGCUGGUACCCCGCUAGCAUGGCUUCCCAGGCCGUGGUUGCAGGGGCCACAUAGCACGGUUACUGGGUUGCAGGGGCCACAGUGCUGAGCGUGUGUUUAUGGCACCACCGGACCAAGCACCUGAUUGUCAAGUUUGGCAUGGUGGGCAGGAUCCUUGCUUGGUGAAAACAGAGGGUGAAGAGCAGGAGAAUGGGGCUAUGGCAAGAGGGACAGCAGUUGCACCAAUCUGCGCAGGGUCCACAGCCACAAGCUCUGCAACCGGACAGUGUGCUCAGCCGCACCAUCUGUAGACACCAAGAACGAUAAGAUCUGCCUCAAGCCGGGCUAGACAGGGUUAACCUGGCAUGCAUUGACUGAGAGCCACUGACAGCCCCGGGUACAGCUCUUGGCUGGAUGAGGAGCACAGUCCUCUGGGGGCACAUGUCUGUGAAUGGAUUGGCUAACAUCUGCCCUAGCAGAACUCCCUGAGCUGUAAAUCAAGCUUGCUUGAUGUCAUAUAAUAUAAUUUUUUAAAUCCUUUGGAGAAGUCAUUUUUGGGUUUCGGACCAGAAUUUUCAUCUCUGUGCAUCCCUAGCUAUUACCCCACUAACCACAAGAUAUAUCCCUGUAUAUUCUGUUCUUGCAAGUAUUGAUCCAAUUGCUGUAUUGACUCUGAUAAAACUCUUUCAGGCAGAGAAUUCCACAUCCUUAUAGUUCUUAUUGUAAUUUUUUUUAAUUUUAUUUAUUUGCCUUGGGACAGGGUCACUCAUUUAGGCUUGAAGAAAGGAGAUUUAGUCUGUGUAUAGCCCUGUUUAUGAAUAGACGUCCAGACUUUUUUUUUUUUUGGCCACAAAUAUACUUAUAAUAUCAUAUACCCUUUGAGGGGGAAAAAUCUCUUACCUUUCUUAAUAACUAAAAUGCUCAAUUCCUUUUAAAUGUGUAGCCUGUCUGCACUUUUUCUAGUGCCAUGAUCUCCUUUAGAGCAGGUGCCCAAAAUUGCACAGCAUAUUCAAGGUGUAGUUUUAAGUUACUUGUAAAGAGGCAAAAUUACAUUUUCCUAGCCUUCAUUAAAGGGACACUAUAGUCACCUGAACAACUUUAGCUUAAUGAAGCAGUUACAUAGAAACAUAGACUGUGACGGCAGAUAAUCAUUUGGCCCAUCUAGUCUGCCAAACUUUCUAAAUUUUUGGUGUAUAGAACAUGCCCCAGCAGCCUCACUGCAAUCCUCUGCCAUUUAGGAGUUAAAUCCCUUUGUUUAUGAACCCUAGUCACACCUCCCUGCAUGUGACUUGCACAGUCUUCCAUAAACACUCCUGUAAAGAGAGCCCUAUUUAGGCUUUCUUUACUGCAAGUUCUGUUUAAUUAAGAUUUUCUUAUCCCCUGCUAUGUUAAUAGCUUGCUAGACCCUGCAAGAUCCUCCUGUGUGUGAUUAAAGUUCAAUUUAGAGAUUGAGAUACAAUUAUUUAAGGUAAAUGACAUCUGUCAGAAAGUGAAACCCUUUUUUUUUUUUUUCAUGCAGGCUCUGUCAAUCAUAUCCAGGGGAGGUGUGGCUAGGGCUGCAUAAACAGAAACAAAGUGAUUUAACUCCUAAAUGGCAGUGAAAUUGCAGGGAAUGAUCUAUACCAGGGAUGGGCAACCUUCGGCACUCCAAAUGUUGUGGACUACAUCCCCCACAAUGCUUACACCCAUAAUUCUGGCAAAGCAUCAUGGGAGGUGUAGUCCAAAACAUCUGCAGUGCCAAAGGUUGCUUAUGACUGAUCUAUACACUAAAACUGCUUUAUUUAGCUAAAGUAAUUUAGGUGACUAUAGUGUUCCUUUCACUAACCCAUCUGUUUCCACUUUCUCUUAUUUUUAUUAGAAUUUAUGUACUUGAGAAUUUUUAAAGUUGGUUUUGCUAUCAAUUUCUCAUUUUAUAGUGUAUGAGCCAUUCUAACUGCCUUUUUGGAUGCAUUGGCUUUCUUAUCUUGUAUAGGAUGCCUUUCUCAGAUUUAAUUGCACUCUUCAUAAAGUAUACUUUAACAAACUAUUUGUAGAGAAAGCUGUAUUCAGAUUAGCUUAUUUUACUAUAUGGCAUCAGAGCAAUAUUGAGGAUGCUUGCCUAAUUUCAGAUUUGUUUACUACAAACCAUUGUUUUCAAUUUAGGAAACAUGAAUGGCAGAAGCAUGGAACCUGUGCUGCAUCUCUGGAGGCUCUGAACAGCCAACACAAAUAUUUCAGUAAAGCUAUAGAUAUGUAUAAAAUGACUGAUCUUAACAGGUAAUGCAUAAACAAACUUCACCUUUGGCUGAGUCUAUUUGGGGGCAUUCGUGUUAACAGUCAUUGUGUAACAUUGACAAGGAAACUGCAAUUUUAAGCCUAAAUAUUGAAAUUUGGAUUUUUCUAUUCUCUUAGUGAAUAUACCCUAAAAUCUUCUGUCAAAACAGAUUUACUUUUUUUUGUCUGUUUACUUCUGGUGUGUAUCAUAACAUGAGCUUUCAGGGCACAUGAUGAUACCAGCACAUCACUAGUAAUGCCAUUUCUUGAAUAACCCUAGUGUAAAAUUCCAAUGCAGCCAACAAUUGAAAUUCGCAAAGUCCACUCUGCUUCCCGAUUCCCCUCUCUUCCCCUUAAUACAGCUUUAUGUAUUUGUAGUCUUAUGAAUUGCAGGCUUGUAUGAUUUUUUUUUUUUUUUGUUUAAUUAAAACUUAUAUUGUGGUCUAAGCAAAGGAGCUCUCUGCCUGUGUCUCGCUUGCUUAAUGGUCAGGCCCCAUCCCCCUAGGUUUUGCUCUAUUCGUAUAACAGCAUUAACUUAUUUAAAACAUUUUUGUUUGAAUAUCUCUUAAAGAAACAAAACUUACAAAGGAGAUUUAAUUAUAAUAAAACUCCUUUAUCAAAAUUCCAUAUGACUUCAUUGUAUAGGGUGUUUGUGUUUUUUUUUUUUUUUGUUUUUUUUUUAAGGCAGCCUUAAGCUCUGCCACCACAGUGAACAAUGGAUUGGUCUCAGAUAAAGGGGUAAAUGACAUGAAACAAAGGAAAACACAAAUUUAAGAAAAUGCUAUAAUUCAAUAUCCCUUGGCAGUCAGAGGGGAAAAGCUGUAAACGUCUCUAUAUAGUACAUAUUCUAGCAUUGUCUGACCUUUAUAUCUUCCUUACUGACACUAAUUUUUCUCAUAGUGCUCUUCAAAAGUCUGGCAUAGUGCCAUCAACAAAGUAUUACCAGGUACAUUUUUAGUUUUCAGAUGGAAAUUGAAGGUGACUGUCAUAUUUAUUUAUGUAUUUUUCUCCCUGUUUAAUCUCCUAAUUUUGAUCUCUGCUACUAGUUUUCUCCUCUGUGUUGUCAUGAAGCCUCAACACUUUUAUCUGAGAUCAUAAUAGAAGCUGAAAAUUUUGCUGGCUUUUGGUUUAAUCUUGCUCUUUCUCUGCAACCCUGCACAUGCCCAUUAAGGGUUGCUUACUGGGAGAGUAACUCCAAACAAUCCUGGACAGUUGUCAUAUUAUGGAGGUUAUUAAGAAAAUCGCACAUUUCACAUAAAAGUGGCAGUCAAUUUAUAAAGUAUGACAAAUUGUCUUUUGCAAAUGGAACACCUGUUGCCUAUGUACCAGGUUUAAAAGCUUAGCAGUCUGCUAAAUCCCUCCAAUAGAUGAUGUAAUAGUUAAUUUACUUUUUUUUAUUUAUUUUUUUUAGAUGAAAGAUAUUACAAAUGCCCUUGUAGAUAUCUAUGGAGUGGUGCCAAAAAUCCAAUGCCUCCUUCCACAGCAGGUAAUGCUUUCAAUUAUCUUUAAAAUCUAGCUUUCUUUCAAAGUCACUGUAAAAAUAAGUAACAUAGAAUUCUGUUGUACUUCUAGGGUGAAGAUGCGCAAACACUUGGACAAAUUGAAUUUUGCUUCACAAAAGAAUUUCAGAUUAGAAACUGCACAGAUAAAAGCGAUGCGCUUCACUUCUAUGAGUAUCAAACCAAUAAAGAGCUUCAGGUUUGCGACCAAGAGUUAAACACUCUUUAUCCUCCCAUAAAGUGUCUGGAAGACAGUCCAUAAUGGCCACCAAAAGAUUAGUUCCCACUUCCAGCUAUGGAUCGAUUGUCUAAGGACUGGGGUUAAAAAGCAGGCUAUUGGCGAACAAUCUCUUUACAUAGUUACAUAGCUGAAAAGAGACUUGCAUCCAUGUUCAGCCUUCCUCACAUUUGUUUUUUGCUGUUGAUCCAAAAGAUUCUUCCUUAGAUAUUGUUUGAAUGAUUUCCUUUAUCUCAUGUACAGAAAAUAAUUACAUUUGUUACAUAACAUGUUAAUGCAAACAUUUCCUACUAACUUAAUACAGAAUCUAUUCACUACACAUUAUACAUGUAAAUCUAUUCAAACUUCUAGAACUCUCACUUAAAUGAGACUGUUCAACUUCACAAAUCUCCUACCAUAGGCAUCAAAUCCUCCUGGACAAAUUGCCACUCCCAUGUUGGUUAACUUAAAGGACCACUAUAGUGCCCUGAGGGUGCCCCCACCCUCAGGGACCUCCUCCCGCUGGGCUCUGGGGAGAGGAAGGGGUUAAAUACUCUUUCUCCAGCGCCAGGCAGGGAGCUCUUCGGCUGCAUGCGCGGCAGGAGCUGCGCGCGCAUUCAGCCAGUCUCAGGAAAGCAUUCAUAAUGCUUUCCUAUGGAUGCUGGCAUCUCCUCACUGAUUUUCAGUGAGAAGCACGCAAACGCCUCUAGCGGCUGUCAAUGAGACAGCCACUAGAGGCUGGAUUAACGGAUUUAUUAACAUAGCAGUUAAUGGGUUAACCCGAGCUGGACCAGGCACCCAGACCACUCCAUUAAGCUGAAGUGGUCUGGGUGCCUAGAGUGGUCCUUUAAGUGAUAAGUGUCUGGAAUGGAUUUUAAAUGCCUUUGAAUUCCUAACCAUUUCUCAUUUUAGUGGAUAACCUUGUCAACCUGUCUCCCUAUUAACUGGCUUCCUCUGGUCUUAUACAUUCUAGUUUUUGUGAAUUUCUGAAUUUUGGAAAGCCUGAGUCGUGCAUGGAAAUCUAGUAGGAUAGUUUUUCUACUUAUUUUCACAUAACUUGUUACUUGUGGAGAACUGAGUUACAACAUAAGUUUAGUGCAUAACCUUGAAUCACACUGAAAUGAGACAUUUCAAUGAAUCCAGGAGACUUGAAUGAUAAACAUUUGCUUUCUCACUAGAGGAAUGUUCUUCAGUCACACAGUGGCUGAAACUUUAAAAAUACACACUACUUUCAGACCAAACAAGUAAAGUCCAUUCCAGGGAUUACUAGUUCUUUAGUCUUCUCGCCAUGAUGUGUAUGAUCUGUCUUUUUGGCUGUUGUGGUAUUCAUGUAAAUUCUCAGCACUCCACAGCAAGAACACUGUAGACUUUAUGUUUUGUAUAAUGUGAUCAUGUAACAUGUUUGAAUGUAAUGCUUGACUAUUUCUCUUGCAUAAAAUAAAGUUUAGCCUGCUAACUGGUUUGUGUAUGUAGUGUGACCUGGCCUAUAAAUACCGACUUCCCCCUUCAUCUGGUUUGAUACUGACCUGGUUCAGUACAGAAUCCUCUAUUUCUGGUUCAAAUUCGUCAACACAAACUGCCUAAACUCUGCUCCAUGUAUAAUGUUUAGUAAUUAAAAUGGUGGUCAAUCUUCAUGCAAGGUAACAUUUUCAAGUCCCCAUGAGAGAUGCAGGACAUAACACCAGUGUUUAGAUUGGGCCUCACUUGGCCUUCCACUUCAUAUGGCCCUCAGUGAGCUACCAGCUGCCACCACCUUUUUAGGACGUGUGUUGUAAUCAGUGUAACAUGUCAUAAUCUAACAGUCCAGUCAUUCAGUCUGGGCCUCUUGUGCGUCAAGUUAUAAACACUUUAUGAAAUGGAGCAGGUCUGCCAUUUUGCAUCACUGUGUAAAUGGCAACUGCUCCAUAGCUCAACAAUUAACCCAUGUCCUAGAAUUUCAUAUACGUGAGAAUUCUCAUGCUUAAACAGCCACCCCACUAGCCACAAAUCGCAAUGACCUUUCUCUGCCUUCUUGUAUACCUUGACACAUGGACCUCACUAAGCAUUCACUACCUAUGCUUCAUACUGCCUUUGGUGUAACGGACUGCUUUGCCCACAAGGUUAUAAACCGUUUAGGCGAUAUUCCCCUUUCAGAUGCACAGACCGCUACUGCAAUCACCAAUCUCCCGAACUGCAAACUACAAGAAUUCUCCAACUCCCGAACAGGAAACUCUCGAAUACAGGAAACAGCUGAACAGGAAAAACCAUACGAAAGGUUUACACUCCUGGCAGUCAGCAUUCAAUCC